Messenger RNA from Rhincodon typus (whale shark), 1331 nucleotides. Its product is annotated as Fanconi anemia group I protein-like. Gene Ontology annotation, molecular function: DNA polymerase binding. Gene Ontology annotation, biological process: DNA repair. Bases 206 to 1264 code for a protein of 352 amino acids. Lineage: Eukaryota; Metazoa; Chordata; Chondrichthyes; Orectolobiformes; Rhincodontidae. The record is from RefSeq and is a predicted model, not a curated record. The transcript has 11 exons.
AUGCAUCACCACUCAGGGAGGCCAGAUCUAUCUCCAGGAGCCACUAGCACAUCUUCUGUCUUGUAUCCAGAACUGUUUGGCCUGGAGUAAACAGUCCUUACCCGACACUCGCCAUGACAGUGAUAUUUAUGAUAAUGAUGAUGAUGAUGAAGAAGAUAGUUUUCAACAUGACUUGGAAAAUCAACUGGACUCGAUCACUCGAAGAAUGAUUAAGAGUGAACUGGAAGACUUUGAACUGGACAAAUCAGCAGACUUUUCAAUAACGUCCAAUGUUGGCAUUAAAAAUAACAUCUAUGCUGCCCUGGUAUUGGGAGUCUAUGAAGUUUUGAUGGAGCAUAAUUUUAUAACUAGCAACUACAGCUUGAAUCAAUUUGAAAACGUCAUAAGCCUUUUCAACCGUUACCACAAGCUUUCGGACUUAUUGAAAGAGAAAUCUGGGAAAGGCAAGUCACCCUUCUCAAAUAAAACUGCCAGGAGUCUUCUCAGCUUCAGUUUUGUCUCCUGCUUACUGACGGCACUUUUCAGGGAUAAUACACAGAGCCAUCAAGAGAGUUUGUCUGUGCUGCGCUCCAGCAAUGAAUUUAUGCGAUACACAGUAAGUGUGGCAUUGCAGAAAAUACAACAACUUGAGGAGACGGGGCAGACAGAUGGACCAGAUGGCCAAAAUGCUGAGAAAAUAUUCAAAUACCUAUGUGAAAUCACUCGAGUUUUGCUGUGGAGAUAUACUUCAAUCCCAUCAGCAGUGGAAGAAUCUGGAAAGAAAGAGAAAGGAAGAACUAUUUCGUUACUGUGUCUGGAGGGAUUACUACGCACAUUUAACACGGUGCAACACAGAUACCAGAACAAGAUCCCACAGUUCCUCAAUGCAAUAGAUGUGGUGAGUGAUGGGGAAGGAGAACAGGAGGACAUCAACAUUACAGAGAAAGCAGCUUUCCACAUCAGACAGUUCCAGAGAUCCCUUGUGACACAACUGAGUGGGGAUGAAGAGGAUUUUAACAGCAAGGAAGCACAGCUUUUAGUGAGCAUACUGUCAACACUCUCUCGGCUAUUAGAACCCACAACUGAGCAAUUUGGCCAAAUGUUAACAUGGACUGUAAAAAUCUGCAAGGAAAAUAAUCUAGAAGAUGUACAUUUCUGUAAAGGGUUGAUGAGUAUGAUGUUUAGCCUGCACGUGCUGCGCAAAAGUCCAGCGAGCUUGCUGCAAGAGAUGUCUCGAGAUGUCCACUGUCGCCUAGGGGAUAUUGAUCAGGCCUGCCACGUCUGAUCAUAAUUGGUGGUAAACAAUUAAAAAUUAACCAGAGGAGAAGGCUUCACAAAAGUCCCCAUCACAC